CAUGCCAUCAAAUUCGCCCUCCCAGCAGCUCGUUUACCCAUCCCAAAAUGUAUAUGGAACGCUGCACAUAUUCAUGCCCUUGUCAUCGUCACCGCCAACGUUGGACCCGGGACCAACCAACGGGUAGACAUCGAAAUCUUAGAUUCAACACCCCAUCGCAACGUCUAUCUCUCAAAACGCGACAUCAAAGGCGAGACAAGACUUGCUGUCACAGCACAUGGCGAAGGAGAGGUUGGAGUCUGUUUCAAGAAUUAUCUAUCUCCUGACAUCAAACUAGACAUGGCGCGGAAUAUGUCGCGCACCGUCGAUCUGGAUAUUGAUAUUGGGGCUGACGCUGUUGACUACAAUGCAAUUGCAAACCAAGAAUCACUCUCUGGACUUGAGACAGAAAUGCGAAAACUGGAAGGCGUUGUAAAAGAGAUAGUUGACGAGCUCGAAUAUCUUAAGAAGCGCGAAGAACGGUUUUCAGACACCAAUCUUGUGACGAAUCGCCGCGUGCAGAAUUUUGCCUGGUUCACCAUUCUUGCCCUCGCGGCGCUUGGCGUUUGGCAAAUUCUUCACCUCCGGUCGUUUUUCAAGCGCAAGUACCUCAUUGACUGA
This is a messenger RNA of Suillus fuscotomentosus, 600 nucleotides long. RefSeq names its product emp24/gp25L/p24 family/GOLD-domain-containing protein. The annotation marks the transcript as partial. The record is from RefSeq and is a predicted model, not a curated record. Gene Ontology annotation, biological process: Golgi organization; intracellular protein transport; endoplasmic reticulum to Golgi vesicle-mediated transport. The transcript has 4 exons. Lineage: Eukaryota; Fungi; Basidiomycota; Agaricomycetes; Boletales; Suillaceae. Gene Ontology annotation, cellular component: endoplasmic reticulum-Golgi intermediate compartment; COPII-coated ER to Golgi transport vesicle; Golgi apparatus.